AUGGAAGGAGUUAACGUAUCGACCCAUCCUCAGAUCCCCGGGGAACCCACUAAGACCUCCACCGCUCUUCUCGAGAAAGGCACCGCCGCCGUUCAGAGUUUCGGACCCGUCAACAAGAUUCAUCAGCAUCUCUGCGCAUUCCAUUUCUACGGGCACGACAUGACUCGGCAGGUGGAGGCCCACCACUACUGCGCGCACCAGAACGAGGAGUUCCGGCAGUGCCUAAUCUACGACCGUCCCGAGGCCGACGGGCGCUUGAUCGGGCUCGAGUACAUAGUGUCGGAGGGCCUCUUCCUGACCCUGCCCGAUGAGGAGAAGAGGUUUUGGCACUCCCACGAGUUCGAGGUCAAGAGCGGAGUCCUCUUCAUGCCGGGCGUCCCGGGCCCCAUACAGCGCCAGGACCUCGAGAAAGUGGCCAAGACCUACGGCAAAGUUAUACACUUCUGGCAGGUGGACAAGGGGGACGCCCUGCCCCUUGGCCUGCCUCAGAUCAUGAUGGCCAUUACUAGGGACGGCCAGCUAUAUGAAAACCUGGCUCAAGAUGUGGAGAGGCGUUAUAAUGUGAAGUUCGGGGAGGAGAGGGAGAAGAGGGCGUACAUGGAAGGGCCGAGCCAAGGGAUACAUCCGAUGGCGAAUGGAGGAGGACAGGGCGUGCAGACAGUGCUGAGGGAGGUGGACUGCAAGCCUGCAGCUGCUUCUGAUGCAAGUCAUGUAGCUCCUGGGGCUGCUAGGGUCUUUGUUUAG
This is a messenger RNA of Striga hermonthica, 744 nucleotides long. The record is from the annotation of a GenBank genome assembly. Lineage: Eukaryota; Viridiplantae; Streptophyta; Magnoliopsida; Lamiales; Orobanchaceae.